Molecule: messenger RNA, 348 nt
Organism: Pyricularia grisea
Lineage: Eukaryota; Fungi; Ascomycota; Sordariomycetes; Magnaporthales; Pyriculariaceae
Exons: 1
Coding region: 1-348 (115 amino acids)
Source: RefSeq, a predicted model, not a curated record
AUGGAGGGAUUUUGGAAGUCAAUUGAGGAUCGCAAAAAGGGUUCGAUACCGCCAGGUUUCAUCUUGCUCCCAGGAUGCCGCAUUAAGCGUCCAGAGUUCGGCUGGGCUCACAGGACCAUCAAGGGAGACGAAAUCCACGACCCAAAACUCCUCGAGACGGUGCUGCCGCAGACGCACCUCCAGCUUGCCAUAAUCCUGUCGCGGCCUCGUCCCGGCGAGCUGCCGUCCGAGAUUGGCCUCUGGGUCCAGAUCUACCGCACCGAAAUGAUCAACGAAGAGACCAACGGGACCCUGUCGGAAAAGAGAUCCCACUACUGCGAGCUGCUGCACCGACUGCACGUCUCCUGA